AUGCGUGCAAAUUCCAUUGAUAUUCAUCCCAAUGCAACAUGGUCAACAAAUGGUAUCACUGUUGCUGGAGGAAAUGCAAAUGGCAGUAAAACCAAUCAACUCUGGUUCCCAUGGGGCUUAUACGUCGAUGACGAUCUAACGAUUUAUGUCGCUAAUUGUGUAAAUCACCGUAUUGUGGAAUGGAAAUCUGGCGCAACGAAUGGCACAGUAGUUGCUGGUGGAAAUGGAUCAGGUAAUGGGACUAAUCAAUUAAACUGCCCAGAAGAUGUGAUUAUCGACAAAGAGAGCGAUAGCCUCAUCAUUAGCGAUUCUGGGAAUCACAGAGUAGUUCGAUGGCCUCGUCGAAAUGGUACUAGUGGAGAAACAAUUAUUUCGAAUAUCUCUUGCAUCGGUUUGACAAUGGACGACAAUGGUUAUCUCUAUGUCGUUGACUGGAAACAACAUGAAGUAAGACGAUAUAAAAUUGGUGACACUCAAGGAACAGUAGUUGCAGGUGGCAAUGGACAAGGAAAUCAUCUCGAUCAACUCUCUGGUCCCCAAUACGUAUUUGUCGAUCGAGAUCAUUCAGUAUACGUGUCUGAUCGUGACAAUCAUCGUGUGAUGAAAUGGGAAGAAGGUGCAAAACAAGGCAUUGUUGUAGCCGGUGGUCAAGGAGAAGGAAAUAGUCUUACACAAUUGAAUCAUCCUGAAGGAGUCAUUGUCGAUCAAUUGGGUACUGUCUAUGUGGCUGAUUCUUUGAAUCAUCGAAUCAUGUGUUGGCCAAAAGGUGCCACACAAGGAAGUGUCAUUAUUGGUGGAAACGGUAAAGGAGCACAGUCGAAUCAACUCGCUUAUCCCUUAGGUAUAUCAUUCGAUCGACAUGGUAAUCUCUAUGUCAUCGAUUUCGGAAAUGCUCGAGUACAAAAAUUUAAUAUUGAAUAA
Molecule: messenger RNA, 921 nt
Organism: Rotaria sp. Silwood1
Lineage: Eukaryota; Metazoa; Rotifera; Eurotatoria; Philodinida; Philodinidae
Source: the annotation of a GenBank genome assembly